Messenger RNA from Otolemur garnettii (small-eared galago), 522 nucleotides. RefSeq names its product cornifelin (gene CNFN). Lineage: Eukaryota; Metazoa; Chordata; Mammalia; Primates; Galagidae. The coding region runs from base 51 to 389 and encodes 112 amino acids. Gene Ontology annotation, cellular component: cornified envelope. The transcript has 4 exons. The record is from RefSeq and is a predicted model, not a curated record.
CGUGUCAUCCACACCUCUGUCUCCAUCACUGCCACUGCGGUCCUGCAGCCAUGUCCUACCCAGUGACCAGUCAGCCCCAGUGUGCCACUAGCAGCUGCUACCAGACCCAGAUCAGUGACUGGCACACAGGUCUCACGGACUGCUGCAACGACAUGCCCGUCUGUCUCUGUGGCACUUUUGCGCCUCUGUGCCUCGCCUGCCGCAUCUCUGACGACUUUGGCGAGUGCUGCUGCGCGCCCUACCUGCCGGGAGGCCUACACUCGCUCCGCACCGGCAUGCGCGAGCGCUACCGCAUCCAGGGCUCCGUCGGACACGACUGGGCGGCGCUCACCUUUUGUCUGCCCUGCGCCCUCUGUCAGAUGGCGCGGGAACUGAAGAUCCGAGAGUAAAGAAGUCCUCCACCUUCCUCCUCCUUUUCCAUGGAUCCUGCCUGGCCUCCUCUGCCCCCCUUCUGGGAGGGCCUGCCCCACCGCCCUUGUCCCGCAGCCAGAAAUAGUCCCACAAUAAAAACCCGAAAACCAA